UCUUUAUGUAUAAAGGUGACCGAAAACAUUGAAAACGUGUGGGUUAGCCAUGGCAAUGGCGGAGCUUCUCAAUCCCAAGAACACGGACGCCUUCCCUCUUGUAAUUACGCCUGGAGCUUGCAGUGGAGACUUCGGCAAUGAUCUCGCAAUUGGGAUCCAGAAGCAAAAACUGUGGCUGGAAGGUCAACUCUUUGGGAGCCCUGGCGCAAUUUUGUUCCGGGGAUUCAGCGUGUCAAAUGCGGAGGAAUUUGCUCGAGUGGUGGAAGCGUUUGGAUAUGAGAGCAUGGGUUACAGAGCUGGAGCUGCGACGAGGAAGCACCUUGUCGGGCCUGUCUACACAAACAAUGCCCUCGACUCUGAAACCGAGCUUGGAUUUCACAAUGAAAUGAGCUACCUUGCGGAUUAUCCCGACUUGGUCGUGUUUUUCUGCGAGGUUGCUCCACCGCCAAGCGCCGGCGGUGCCACCGGGAUCGUCCAAGGCAAAGCCAUAUACAAUAGGAUCAAGAAAGAGUUUCCGGAGUUCACGGAAGAUCUCGAGAACAAAGGUCUCGUUUACUACAACUUACGCAGCGAGGAAUCAUGGAAAAAAGUCUACGAGACCAACGAUAGAGCUGAGGCCGAAGCCAAAGCGCAAAUUUUAUCGAGAACGCUCCUCUGGCUCGACGAUGGAGGAGUCAAAGAGAUCCUGAGCAAAGGAACGAGGAAAGGGAUUAGAGAGCUCGACAGUGGUGUUCACGGCAACAACAAGGUGUGGUUUAACAGUAUUGGAUCGGCCAAACCGUGGUUUCCCCAGUUCCAGUAUUUCGAGUUUAGCGAUGGAAGCAAGCUGCCAGCCAAAGCAGUCGAAGCGGCUCUAAAGAUCAUGGACGAAGAACAAGUCUCAGUUGAGUGGCAAGCCGGGGACAUUGUUGUGAUGAACAAUCACUCGGUGCUCCACAAGAAACAUGCCGCUGCUCCGAACACCCCGCGAAAGAUUUUGGUGUCGAUGCUCAAAACUUCCGGGGCGCCAGUGUGAUGAGAUGCUUCGCUUGAGCUCAUUGAGCUCGAUCUCGAGAGAAAAGAUAAAUACCAGCCUUGUCUCAUUGUUGUC
Messenger RNA from Selaginella moellendorffii, 1090 nucleotides. RefSeq names its product clavaminate synthase-like protein At3g21360. The coding region runs from base 50 to 1015 and encodes 321 amino acids. NCBI's taxonomy places the organism in Eukaryota, Viridiplantae, Streptophyta, Lycopodiopsida, Selaginellales, Selaginellaceae. Gene Ontology annotation, molecular function: oxidoreductase activity. The record is from RefSeq and is a predicted model, not a curated record. The transcript is spliced from 4 exons.